Dalotia coriaria is the source of this 1858-nucleotide messenger RNA. RefSeq lists its product as uncharacterized. Lineage: Eukaryota; Metazoa; Arthropoda; Insecta; Coleoptera; Staphylinidae. The record is from RefSeq and is a predicted model, not a curated record. Gene Ontology annotation, biological process: fatty-acyl-CoA biosynthetic process; long-chain fatty acid metabolic process. The coding region runs from base 219 to 1823 and encodes 534 amino acids. Gene Ontology annotation, molecular function: long-chain fatty acid-CoA ligase activity. The transcript has 3 exons.
AUGCGACACACUUAAACAUCCGUGUUGUAGACACAUUUUUAUUUUCGAUAACAUGUCGAAGAUAAAUAUGUGUACGAGAGUUAUUGACCUUGUUAUCUAUAAAGCAAAGGCCGGCGUUGCGGGAAGGAGGAGAAUGAUAAACAUGUAAACAGUUUAGAGUGUAUAAAUGGUGUCCCGGGCCAACAAUUAACUUAAAUUACAACCGCUAAGCCACAAGAAUGAGGAUAACAACGUGUUUUAAUGCAAUUGUGCGUGGACCUGAAAUAUGGGGGAAAAUUUCGACCAAAUCGGCCGGGUACAAUAUGUACGAAGCUUUAAACAAGUACGCUGAUAGUAAAACACCGGCAAUUUUAGACGUGACAACAAAGAAUUCGGUGAGUUUUAAAUCUCUGCUGGAUGAUACAGUUAAGCUGGGCUCAUGGAUGCGUGAAUCCAAACUAAAAAAGAAUGAUGUGAUAUCUGUAUGUUCAGAAAACAGUCUGAAGUUUUUCACGCCAGUGAUAUCCGCGUUGUAUGAAGGUGUAACCACCGCCACAAUUAAUCACUCUUAUGAGGAAGGAGAGAUUCUGCACACGUUGAAACUAGUCAAGCCGAAAAUAGCCUUCUGUUCAAUGGCGGUGUGUGAUAAGUUUUUAAAACUCAAGAAGAAAGGCGAUGUGCCUUUCCUUAAAGAAGUAAUCAUCAUGGAGGAAUUAGAAGAUAAAAUAACUGCUGUUUCCAAUAACAGUUAUCAACCUAUGCCAUCAAAUGACACAGCGACACAUCCAGCACUUAUUUUGUUUUCAUCCGGUACCACAGGAUUACCCAAAGGUGUUGUUUUGACUCAUCAAAACUUGAAUGCCAGACAUAAUCAAGCUGAGGAUCCAAGGCAGACAUUAUCAUAUGUUGACGAUAGUGUGAUAGUAGUGCCAUUUUAUCAUGCUUUGGGUUUCAUGAUAGGGUCAAGUUUAAUUCGUAAAGGGCAGACUCUACGAUAUAUGCCUAAAUUUACAGAGAAGGAAUACCUGCAAUCGAUACAAGACUACAAGAUAAAAUAUCUAAUGACAGUUCCUCCUUUAGUUGUACUCCUUGCAAAGAGUCCCACUGUAAGUGACUAUGAUAUUUCCUCAGUAAAAGAACUUAUUUGUGGUGCAGCACCACUCAGUUCUGAAUUAGAACAACUUGUUAAGGAACGUCUCCCGAAUAUUGAACGUGUGACACAAGCCUAUGGACAAACAGAAGUUUCUUUAACUGUCUUAGCUUAUGGUUCAAAAGAUGAACCACGCGCUGGGUCUUCUGGUAAAGUAAUUGCAGGUCAUCAGGUAAUGAUUAGAGAUCCACAAUCAGGUAAAACUUUGGCAGCGGAUGAAAUUGGUGAGGUCUGCGCGAAAGGACCGGUUGUAAUGAAAGAAUACUUUGAAAAUGAAGCUGCUACCAAAGAGACUUUUACUGAGGAUGGCUGGUUGCGUACUGGUGACAUGGCUUACUAUGAUAAAGAUGGCUACUUUUAUGUUGUUGAUCGUUUAAAGGAACUGAUUAAGUAUAAGGGAUUUCAAGUUGCUCCGGCGGAAUUAGAAGCGUUGUUAUUGACGCAUCAUUCUGUUAGUGAUGCGGCUGUUGUUGGGCUGCCGGAUGAACGCUGUGGCGAACUUCCGGUUGCGUUUGUAGUGAAACAGCCGAAUUCUGAUGUUAGUGAGCUGGAUAUUUUAUCGUUUAUUGAGAAGCAGGUUUCGAAAGCGAAACGAUUGCAUUAUGUUAAGUUUGUUGAUGCUAUCCCAAAAACGGCUAGUGGGAAAUUGUUAAGGAAAGAUUUAAAGAGUAUUGUUCAAUUAACAAUGAAAUAAAUGUAUUAUUAUCAAUAAAAGUUUUACAUAAAUAA